This is a messenger RNA of Dimorphilus gyrociliatus, 2275 nucleotides long. The record is from the annotation of a GenBank genome assembly. NCBI's taxonomy places the organism in Eukaryota, Metazoa, Annelida, Polychaeta, Dinophilidae.
GAUGGAUCCGAAUGAAGACGAUCUCUGUGAUAUCGAGGGCAAUGAAGAUAUUCAGAAACAGGAUAAUGAUGAAACAGUCGUUGAAAGUUUUGACGAAAAUGAAGAUUUACCUAACCAACUCCGACAAGUCGAAACGGCUGUGACUGAUAUGAGAGAUGUUUUCACAUCGGCUUUGUCAGCCUUGAAAACUAUGCAAAAUGACGAUGAACAACUUCAACAGAAAGUUGAUGAUCAUAAAAAAGAGCAUGAGAGGCAAUUAUCCCAAGUUGUUCGAAUGGUUUUGUCGUUAAAGAAUGACUUUGGGGCUGUUCUUCAUCAACUAACCAUCGAAUCCCACGUACAAAGGAAUUUACGUCAACAAGUUUCUGCUUUACAAAGUGAUAGGCAGCUUCUUCUUGAGGAGCUCCACCGUGCAGGCGCUAUAUCAGAUUCCUUAUAUGAAGAACACAAUGCGUGUGAAAGUUCAGAAGAGAGCGAUCAAGAACCUCUAUCGCUUCUACUACGGAAAGCCAGAAUGGUAUUUGGUAUAUCAUUGUCAUGUAAAAGUGAAGAAGACUCAGGAGUGACAACAACCGAUUCAUCAGUUUCACCCGAAUCUCCUCGUUCAGUCAACCAAGAAAAUUCUUACAUCGUGACCCUUCCACCCCCACCAUCCCCUGUCGACGACGUUGAAGCUUCGGCUUAUGACAGUGAUAGCUCUAUAACCGCUGCCGCUAAUAAAAGUCUAGAUCUCUCACGAUCAUUGGGAGAUAAUUGUCUUGAAGUAACAGCUAUAGAAUUAUCAUCCGAUGAAGAAGACACUAGAAAGGACACUGAGAAAGAAGAAAUGAAAAAGCAUACACCUCCGGUUUCACCAAGAACGGAUGCGGACGGUGCGGCUAGGUCGCCAUUUCGAAAACCUACAACACCCGUGAGAAAAGUUCCACCACACGAAAGACGAAUUAAACAGAUACAACGAAACAACGUUGCACAAGAACUCUACGAAACGGAAAAAAAAUAUUGCAAUAAUUUAUGGAUUCUCUUGGAUCAUUUUGCUGAGCCAAUUAGAAAAUCGGAAGUAAUCUCAUCAAAGGAAUUAUCGACAAUGUUACCGCAAGUACUAAUAACUUUAUACCAAAGUCAUUGUACAAUACUUCAAAAGUUGGAAGAUCGAGUAUCUCAUUCGAGUAAUUAUAAAGGAAUGUUUGGUGAUAUCUUUGCUCGUUUUAUCGCUGAUACAGACGGUGAAUUAUUUCAGCAUUAUCAAAAAUACGUAAGGGAAUUUCCUGAUGCUAUUCUUCAGAUAAAAAAGUCCUGUAGGACCUGCCCGAAGUUUAGAAAAUUUCUACGACAACAACUUGAUGACCCAGUUUGUGAAGGUUUGGAUUUGGGCUCAUUUCUCCUCACGCCUGUACAAAGAAUUCCUCGCUAUGUACUUUUAUUAAAGCAAAUGUUAAAGUGUACUGAGGAAGAUCACCCAGACCACUACCAACUUCAAUUGUCUUUACAUAAGUUGGCAGCUUUCUUAACUCAGCUUAAUGAAUCGAUACAAUACUCAAUGAAACUCGUUUCUCAAGUUGCCCAAUCUCCCAAACUUAAACGUAAAACUAGUCGAAGUUCAUCGUUUCGUUCAAGUAAUAGCAGCGUUGAGAGCAUGAAAUUAGCCGCUUCUAAUACUGUUCAAAAGAUAACAAACGUGGCAAGGAAUGUUUCGUUUAGGGAGGGUAGACAUACACCUCGUUUGGGGAGUAGACCUUCCUCAACUGUUUCGACAGACACACCAAACAAAUUGAAGCAAAAGUUAGGUUAUCUGGCUACGCCUUCGGUUCCCUUGAAAUCACCAUCUGUCACCGUUGAUCCUGGACCGAAUUCAUUUAGCGCAAAUGACGAAGUCGUUGCUGGUAACUUUUCAAGACGCAUUAGAAAAAGCAUUAGCCAAUCGGAUGUACGAUUAGCGUCAGCCUUCAAUGAUUCGAGUAAUAUUGGUGAGAAUACUUUAGUCUCUCAGUCGCAAAUGGAUGUAUCAGCGUCAUCUAAAAAACGUCAUCGGUUUCCAUUAAUGCCUUGGACAAAAAGCGCAACAAUGUGUAAUAAUGAUUCGUUGACCUCGAACGGUAAAAGAAAGAAAGGAAAACAAAGGCAUUUAAUAGAUUCAAGUAUUGCAUCCGAAGCAGAUGUUUCUCUUCUAAAAAAGAAAAAUGGAAUUAAAGGAUCAAUUAGAAGUUUUUUCAAAAUUAGUAAGGAUAAUAAACCGCCGAUAGCUCCAAGAGCAAAGAAAGUCUUAAAACAAUCGUGA